AGAAUAAAAUAAUUUGCAAGAAUAUUUAUAGCAACCCACUUCAGACCGCAGCCUAUAGCUUUAACACUCUCUCUCUCUAAAAUGGGAAAACAAAUCAACAUAGAGAGUAGUGUUACUCAUCAUCAAGACAAUAAUGUUUCCGAUAUAACAGCCUCGACCGUCGCCGCCACGAUUUCCUCCUCCGUGGUAACGGCUUCGUCAGAAUCUUGGUCUACAUCCAAAAGAUCGUUAGUGCAAGACAAUGGCGGCGGAGGAAAACGGCGGAAGAUCAGCAACGUCAGCGAUGAUAAUAAGAAUCCGACGUCGUAUAGAGGAGUGAGGAUGAGGAGUUGGGGGAAAUGGGUGUCGGAGAUUAGAGAGCCGAGGAAGAAAUCAAGAAUAUGGCUUGGCACUUAUCCAACGGCUGAGAUGGCAGCUCGUGCUCAUGAUGUGGCGGCUUUAGCUAUUAAAGGCAACUCCGGUUAUCUCAAUUUCCCUGAAUUAUCCGGUUUGCUUCCUCGUCCGGUUAGCUGCUCUCCUAAGGAUAUACAAGCUGCAGCUACCAAAGCCGCCGAAGCAACCACGUGGCAAAAACCGGUUAUCGAUGAGAAAUUAGUUGAACCGGAAGGUGAUGAGCUAAGCCACUCUGAAUUGUUGUCUACGGCUCAGUCUUCGACUUCGAGUAGUUUCGUGUUUUCUUCGGACACGUCGGAGACUUCUAGUACGGACAAGGAAAGCAACGAAGAGACGGUGUUUGAUUUGCCGGACCUUUUCACGGACGGACUGAUGAACCAAAACGAUGCGUUUUGUUUAUGCAACGGCACUUUUACGUGGCAGCUUUACGGAGAUCAGGAUGUAGGGUUUAGGUUUGAAGAGCCGUUUAGUUGGCAAAAUGACUAAACCACCCUCCACUUGCUUACUAGUUACUAACUACAUAUAAUUUUCUUGAUAAAGAACAUAUAUAUAA
This is a messenger RNA of Arabidopsis arenosa, 946 nucleotides long. Lineage: Eukaryota; Viridiplantae; Streptophyta; Magnoliopsida; Brassicales; Brassicaceae. The record is from the annotation of a GenBank genome assembly.